GCCAUCGAGCGAGAAGGUUUCGGGCUGUUCCGGUGGCCGGCGAGGAUCGAGCUUCCUCGUCCGUUGUCCGCACACGGCACACGUUUCGGGUGGAUAUUUAUACACCGCUGUCGAGCCGACAGGCAGACAGUUCGGCGAAUCGGAUUCGCUGAGAUCGCCGCCGAUCAGCGUCCAAGCCGAUCAGUCAACCAUCGUCCGUCCGGCAGUCCGUUCGGCAGACCGAAUUCGUCCGGAAGCCAAGGACCGCGGACAGCUAGUGUGCCCGGGAAGUAGCGUGAAGUGCCCAGAGUCGGCGCCUGUGAUGGCGUUGCACCUUCGAGGUGCACUACGAACGUGCAUUACAUAACAGGGUUGGGUGACAUUAGUUUUCUCUCUGUGGGGGGUGAUUGAGUGACCAGCCUCGGGUCUAGAGGCCUCCUCUCGUGCGCAGUGACGAUAACGGGUUGAUGGUAGGCCAUCAAUUGUGCAGUGAACAUCACGCCAACUAGCAGCAUGCAUUUCACGGUAGUGUCGUGUUUCGUCGCUGGCGUAUUUGCAUUUACCGCCUUGCCGCGCACCGAGAGCGCCAAGGUGCUGUUCCUCGUUCCGUUCCCGGCGCCCAGCCACUGGCUCUGGAUAGACCACUUCGUCAGGGAGCUGUUAGCGCGCGGCCACGAGGUGACGGCCAUCACCAACUUCGGUGCCAAAGAGCCCCAUCCGAACUACACCGAAGUCCUGAUUGACCCACCGUACGACAUACCGUACUACUUUCCCGUGUCGGACAUAUACGAUUCAAAGUACAACAGCGACCUAAGCAACCUGUUCCUCUACUGGAGGGUAGGCCUCUCGACGACGCAGUAUGCCCUCGAGAAUGCAAAUGUGCAGCAGUUCAUCGAGCAGGACGACACCGACUACGAUGUGAUCGUGUCGGAGCAGUUCUACCAGGAAGCAUUCCUCAUGUUUGCCCACAAAUAUCGGGCGCCCACUGUGACGCUAUGCACGUUAGGACAUGCCAAUCACAUGGACCAAGCGAUGGGACUCGUCACACCCUGGUCCUUCGUUCCACAUCCGGUGCUGCUGCUGACCGACGACAUGACCUUCGCGCAGCGUUGCUACAACUUUAUGAUCUCGCUGGCCGAUCUCGUGCUGCGCAACGUCUACUACAUCCCCCAGCAGAACCGAUUGGCACAAAAGCACUUCGCCAAGAUUGAAGGGCCCGAGCUGAUGCCUUCGAUACGGGAUCUGGAAAAGUCCAUCUCGGUCAUACUGGUCAACAGCCACACUUCGACGUCCCCACCGCGGCCAACGAUACCGGGGUUGGUGAACGUGGCCGGCGCCCACAUCAAGUCGGCCAAAGAGUUGCCGGAGGACAUCGGCAAGUUUCUCGAUGGAGCCCGCGACGGUGUCAUCUUCUUUAGCCUCGGCUCGUACAUGAAGAGUGUCGAUAUGCCGAAGGACAAAAUGAAAGCAUUCCUGGAGGUGUUCCGCAAUCUGAAGCAGCGGGUGCUGUGGAAGUACGAAGACGAGGAUGUCGCCCACCUGCCCAAGAACGUGAUGGUGCGCAAGUGGCUACCGCAGAGCGACAUCCUGGCACACCCGAACGUGGUGCUGUUCAUCACCCACGGCGGUAUGUUCGGUAGCCAGGAAGGCCUCUUCCGAGGUGUGCCGAUGCUGUACAUUCCGUUCUACGGGGACCAGCAUCGGAACGCGCUGAAAGCGGAAAAGGCCGGCUAUGCACUCACGAUCAACUUUUCCGAGCUGAACGUCAUAACGCUCGGAUCGCGGCUCAACGAGCUGCUCACGAACCCCGCGUUCAUGAAGCAGGCCAAACGAGCGUCGGAGCUGUUCCGAGACAACAUCGUGCCGCCGAUGCAGGAAGCGAUGCACUGGAUCGAGUACGUCAUAAGGCACCGGGGGGCAAAGCACCUGAAAACGCGGGCCAUCGAACUGUCCUGGGCGCAGUAUCUAAUGCUGGAUGUGGUGGGCUUCUUCUUGCUUGUCUUCCUUCUGAUGGCAUCCGUAUUCUACUUGGUUCUGGGUACUAUGUUAGCGAAGCCACCGAAACCAACGCCAAAGAGAGACCCGUUAAGAAAAUUUAAAAUAAACUAAAA
This is a messenger RNA of Anopheles bellator, 2090 nucleotides long. Its product is annotated as UDP-glycosyltransferase UGT5-like. Lineage: Eukaryota; Metazoa; Arthropoda; Insecta; Diptera; Culicidae. The transcript is spliced from 5 exons. The record is from RefSeq and is a predicted model, not a curated record. Bases 493 to 2088 code for a protein of 531 amino acids. Gene Ontology annotation, molecular function: UDP-glycosyltransferase activity.